Molecule: messenger RNA, 1784 nt
Organism: Rubroshorea leprosula
Lineage: Eukaryota; Viridiplantae; Streptophyta; Magnoliopsida; Malvales; Dipterocarpaceae
Source: the annotation of a GenBank genome assembly
CAUUGAACCAAAACAUAUUUCAAACAAAAAAAGGAAUUCAGAAAGUUUAAGCAGACAUGAUGACAAUUCAAGUGAAAAAUGUUAGUAGGCUAUGUCAUGCCAAACCUAUUGUUACAGUUAAUGGGAUGUACCCUGGACCAACCCUAUACGUCCAGGAAGGGGAUAGAGUUCUUGUUAAUGUUACAAACCACGCGAAAUAUAACAUUUCAAUUCAUUGGCAUGGAUUGAGGCAACUUCACAAUGGAUGGGCAGAUGGACCAGCUUAUAUUACACAAUGCCCCAUCAAGACAGGGAAUAGUUAUGUCUAUGAUUUCAAUGUAACAGAGCAGAGAGGAACAUUGUGGUGGCAUGCACAUAUCUUUUGGCUUAGAGCCACUGUCCAUGGGGCCAUUGUCAUCAUGCCCAAACAGGGGACCCCUUUUCCUUUCCCUCAGCCUUACCAAGAAACAAACAUAAUUUUAGGAGAAUGGUGGAACAAUGAUAUCGAAGAGCUUGUUAAACAAGGCAACAAGCUUGGAUUGCCCCCUAAUGCUUCAAAUGCACACACAAUCAAUGGAAAGCCAGGGCCAUUGUUCCCUAGUUAUGAAAAACAUACAUUUGCAAUGGAGGUUGAACAAGGAAAGACAUACCUCUUGAGAAUAAUCAAUGCUGCAAUCGACGAUGAACUCUUCUUCGCCAUUGCUGGCCACAACAUGACAGUGGUGGAAAUUGAUGCAGUUUACACCAAGCCAUUUUCAACAAAUGCAAUACUAAUUGGACCAGGGCAGACCACAAAUGUUCUUGUUCAAGCUACAAAAGCCCCCAAUAGAUAUUUCAUGGCUGCUCGCCCAUUCAUGGAUGCACCACUCCCCAUAGACAAUAAAACUGCCACUGCCAUACUUCAAUACAAGGGUGUUCCCACCACUGUCCUCCCUACCCUUCCCCUGCUGCCAGCCCCUAAUGACACUGCCUUUGCCUUGAGCUACAAUGCCAAACUCAGGAGCCUAAACACUCCACAAUACCCAGCAAAUGUGCCUCAACAAGUGGACAGGCAUCUGUUUUACACAAUUGGUCUUGGGAAGAACCCAUGUCCAACAUGCCUCAAUGGGACAAAAGUCACUGCAUCGUUGAACAACAUCUCAUUUAUGAUGCCCCAGAUCGGCCUUCUUCAGGCUUAUUACUUCAAUAUCACGGGAGUGUUCAGGACAGACUUCCCAGACAAACCUCCGAUACCUUUCAAUUACACCGGAGCACCACUGACGGCCAACCUUGUCACCAAUCUAGGCACCAGAGUUAGCAAAAUUGCCUUCAAUUCAACAGUUGAGUUGGUUCUACAAGACACCAAUCUUCUGAUUGUCGAAUCCCAUCCAUUUCACCUUCAUGGUUACAAUUUCUUUGUGGUUGGGACUGGAAUUGGCAACUUUGAUCCUAAAAAAGACCUAGCUAAAUUUAACUUGGUUGAUCCUCCUGAGAGAAACACAGUUGGAGUACCCACUGGUGGCUGGACUGCCAUAAGGUUCAGAGCUGAUAAUCCAGGAGUGUGGUUCAUGCACUGUCAUUUGGAGCUUCACACUAGCUGGGGUUUGAAGACAGCAUUUGUGGUAGAGGAUGGAAAAGGACCUGACCAAACUGUUCUGCCUCCUCCAAAGGACCUUCCUCCUUGUUAAAAGUGGCUAUUGCUGAUAACUAUUUCCUGCAAAGCACAGGUGUUGAAUGGAAGGAUGAAAUUUUACUUGAAUGAGAAUGUUUAAAACUUUUAUCAAAUUCUUUGAAUUGUAAUUGCCAAGUAAAAAUGUUGUUUUGUG